Symbiodinium sp. CCMP2592 is the source of this 1296-nucleotide messenger RNA. The record is from the annotation of a GenBank genome assembly. NCBI's taxonomy places the organism in Eukaryota, Dinophyceae, Suessiales, Symbiodiniaceae.
AUGUUGGCACAGGUCGCUUCUUCAUACUUGAGCAUCCGGAACAGUUGGGACGCGUUGCCUCCGGUCCAUGACUUGGUGCAGACUUCCGGUGCCUUGCAUCAAUGCUUCUUUGGAGCGGAGACUGCUAAACCGACACGCUUUGCGAGCAAUUUGCCGGCGGCACAGGUCUUCGGUGUGCACUGGCACACCCUUCAGGAAGAUGGCACAUAUGCAGGUCCUUUGGAGCGCUGCCCGCAUGCGCACACAUCUCACUUGAUCGGCUGGGAGGAAGGUUGGCGCUCUUCGCAUUCAGCGGCAUAUCCGCCUGCGCUUUGCAAAUACUUGGCUUUCUUGAUUUUCAGUGCGGUACCAAGUCUUGAUGCAACAGUGGCAGCUCCCGCGGCCCAGUCACUCGACAUCCCGCACCCUGCGGAAGCUUUCGCCUUGACGAUUGCCGGUUGCCCCACUGCUGCUGAGGUUCUCAUUCUCUUUGAUCUUCUUCCAAAGACGCGCCCUCAUGCAAAAGCCGGCCUGGCGCCGGGCUCUGCUUUCUUCGCUGGUGCCGUCAAAGGAGACGCUGGCGUGCAUCCGCGCCCCACGACACGUCAGUUUCCCAUGGCCGUGCAGAAACUUUGCCAAUUCAUCCAGGCCGCUGAUGCUGCUCACCCCUUUGCAGCUUUUGUCAUUCUUCGCAAUGUGCAUAGUGCUCUUCACCGGGAUCACAACAAUUCCAGCUUGCCUAAUUUGCUCGUACCCAUCACCGCCUUUGAGGGCGACGGUGUGUGGAUUGAAGAUGCUGCAAGUCACGAGUUCCGUUGGCAUCAGGGCACAUUGGUUGCUGGCACGGCGCAUAGCUUUGCAGAUGGUCCCAUUUACCUUCGCGCACGGGAUCUUUUGCAUGAGACCAUGCCAUGGACAGGUGACCGUGCAAUUGUUUUGGAUAGGCCUAAGGAUGCAGUAGGCAGCACGGUGCUUGAGAGUUUUGAUCCAGGGACGAGUCGUGCUUUUGGCCAGCCGAUGAUCUGUCGCUACGAGAUGGGCAAGAAAGAGUUUACGGAUGGCUUCGGAUUGUGUUCCCCAGGCCGAUGGGCACCGGAGGCCAGAGAGAUGCUGGCAUCGCCCGAAGAGGCAGGGCAUGCAAAAACGAUUCGUGAAAUCUUGAAGGACUUCGUGUGUGAUGAGAUCAAGGACUUGAGGGCAAGUGCUUUCAAGCUGGCCACUGGCAAGUUGGAACAGUCGCCUUUCUGUGCAGCGGCUUUGGAGCGCGUUCGGAAGGAGAUUGCAGCUGUGCUUGGAGGCUCGCCGGACAUUCUUGAA